Thrips palmi is the source of this 1218-nucleotide messenger RNA. Its product is annotated as endocuticle structural glycoprotein SgAbd-8-like. The transcript has 4 exons. Gene Ontology annotation, molecular function: structural constituent of chitin-based larval cuticle. The coding region runs from base 335 to 1045 and encodes 236 amino acids. Lineage: Eukaryota; Metazoa; Arthropoda; Insecta; Thysanoptera; Thripidae. The record is from RefSeq and is a predicted model, not a curated record. Gene Ontology annotation, cellular component: chitin-based extracellular matrix.
UGACUGCUGGAUGACGACUCUCUUGGCGGUGAGGACUGAUGUUGUUCGGAAGGAUCCGCGGAAUAAGACGAAAUGUCAUUGGAGCGAAGAGCAGAAAAUAAAGCAGUGUGAUCGCUUCACUGAUCAAAACUCACUAGUCGUAUUCUCUUGUAGAAGAAUUGGAUAGGAUACGUUCGAAUCGAAGUCGAUACCGCCACACAGGUUGUGACUCCUGUAACUUUGGCUACACAGGCGCCACCAAUGAUUUAAAUGUGCCUUCCAGUGGACAUGGCAAUAUAAAACAGUCACCGAUGGGACUUGCGGUCAGCCGCCAACGCGGCAUGCCCCGCUCACCAUGCUGGAUCGGGUUAUCCUACUCCUACUUGCCGUGUGCGCGGUGCGGGCGCAGCAGCAGCAGCCCGCGGUGACCGUCGUCAAGUACGAGUCCCAGCCCAACACGGGCAGCGGGGAGUACUCCUUCUCGUACGAGCUGAGCGACGGCUCCGCGCGCUCCGAGCAGGCCGUGCUGCAGAACGCCGGCACCCCCGACGAGUUCCUGUUGGUGACGGGGUCCUUCCGGUGGACUUCCCCCGACGGCCAGGUCACCCAGGUGGACUACACGGCCGACGACAACGGCUACCACCACAGCAUCUCCCUUCAUCGGACGGGGCCACCCAGGUCCAGGCCCACAGAACGCCCCCAAUAUUUUGCGCCGGCCACAUCUCGGCCUAGCUGUUACCCCGGAAGCCCUGGUCCAAGGUGCCCUCACCCACCACCACCACCACCACCACCACCGCCAUCAGCACGACCCCGUACCCCGCCACCCCCUCCAGAGGGGGGCAACUUGUACAACAACAAGCCUUCGUACCCAAAGCCUCAAGUGAAGUUGGAACUGCCCAGUUUCAAACCUCGACCAUCAGCGCGACCGAAGAUUCGCCCGAAAGCAGGUCUGCUUGAUCCGUUGAAGACUGUGUUUCCGUCCCUUCUGGGCAGCAACUACGUACGGCGACGCCGGCUGGGCACCCUAGCGACUGGAGGACGUGGCGAACCACUCAACGGCGCCUGAAGCUAGGCAAAAAGCGUCGCUUUGCUACUGUGAGUAGGCGAUCACCUCUCCCUUGGAAUAACCCUGGAGUCCUGCCCAUGGGACGAUGGCUCGCCAUGUAUCGAUCGAUUAAUCAUCUUACUUUGAAGUCACUUUGAUUUAUUUUUUUAUUAUUGCAAAUAAAUAAAAGUAAG